AACAAUUUGAGUGACAGAGACGGAAAAGAUAAAGUAGAACAACGACACUAAAGGGAAGGAGUAACAUUUUCAAAAAGCUAAAAUGGUCCGACCUAAAGGGGUGAAACCACGUCUGUGCAAUCGCAUCUGCAUGACCCAAAUGGGUCAAACCUAGAAACUGCAAAAAUACAAACCCGCAAAACCCAAUCAUCCUCUACGAAACUUCCUGGUUUAUUUUUGUUUUAUGUCAUAUAUAUAAGUGGUGAAACUCAAUUCAUCUUAUCACUCCGGUUCCCUUAAAAACUUUCAAGAUUUUCCACUCAUGGGCUGCUCAAAGGAGCAACUGAUAACCUAUUUAAAGGAUCUCCAAAUUGAUUUUGAACAAUAUGAGCACCCUGUUGUAUUGACUGUUGAAGCUCAGGAAAAAUAUGUUGGACAUUUGAAUGGUGCACUGAGUAAAAAUCUGUUCUUGAAGGAUAAGAAGCAUAGAUUUUAUAUUGUUUCUGCAUUGGCAGACACCAGAAUAGACUUGAAAAUUCUAGCUCAGAGGCUCGGAUUGGGAAAAGGAGGUUUGAGGAUGGCCCCAGAAGAUUCACUGACAGGGAUACUUCAGGUACCCCUUGGUUGUGUUACUCCAUUCGCGCUUUAUAAUGAAUCUGCAAGGGGUGUCUCUUUAUUAUUAGACCAAGGGAUGAGAAUAAAGGAGCGUUGCUUCUUCCACCCACUUUCUAAUGAUGUGACCAUUGCUAUUAACACAAGAGAUCUUGAUAAGUUUCUGAGUUCAAUUGGAAAGCCAUCAAACUAUGUUGAUCUGGAGGAUAACCCACCAGUCGGGAAGGAUCAACCUCCUGAUCUUGCUUAUGUUGUUCCAUCUGAUGUCCCGACACUGCCUGAUAAUAUCGAGAAGUCAGCUACCUCAGUGGUUCCUGAGAAGAAGGAUCAUGUUGCUGCCGAUAUAAAACCAGAAGUUAAAGCAAAAACUGCCAAGACAGCCAAUAAUUCAAAGAAAGAUACUUUGAGUAAUUCACUGGGCUCCGCACCUACUUUUAUUGAUCCCGACAAAUUUGUUGAAGACAUCCUUGGAAAGGUGUCGAAUGUAGUUCUUUGUGAGGUCAACAAUGAGAAUAUCAACCAGUAUGGUGACCAACUUGGCUCUAUAGUUUCAAACAAUAUCAAGAGGAACCUUAGAGCUGAAAUGCAAAACAUUGCUACAAUGUUCAAGAACACUGCAUACACAGAUGGGUUUCAUGCCGGCAUCCACAGUCAACGCAAUCGAAUGUGAGUGUGUUUCUAAUGAGAUCUCUUUAGUUCUGUUCGCCAGAGCUGGUAGUCCACCACUCAACCGUGCUCAGAGCACUGUUUCACUUUGUUCGGCAGUUUUUUUUAAAUCGGCAUGUUCUUUAUUUCAGAAAAAAUGGCACUUGUUUUUCUCAAGUAUUAUUUUGGUUAGAUUUUUUCAUUUUGGAACUUCUCAGACUAUUAGUGAAGUUCAGCAGAAAAGGCAGUGGGAAUUAAUAAUUUAAUUAAUAGAGGAUGAGCAACGUGGUUUUGUUUUCUAAAUUCCAAGUAAACAUGGAAGCUGAACUGAACCUUUUUCUGAGCCUAAUCGAGGUUCAACAAGCUUAAUAUUUAAAAAUACGGAGUUGAAUCUAGCUAAGUCUUCAAUUUAUUUUUAAAAGAUUCCUGAAAAAAUAAUAAUAUGCAUAUUGAGAUUUGUGAUGUU
Cuscuta europaea is the source of this 1702-nucleotide messenger RNA. NCBI's taxonomy places the organism in Eukaryota, Viridiplantae, Streptophyta, Magnoliopsida, Solanales, Convolvulaceae. The record is from the annotation of a GenBank genome assembly.